UCAUUAACUCCGAGAUCGAUAGAUGCACUGGAAUCCCCACUAGUCGGAAUUUCAUUUCUCCGGCGAUAUUCCGGCGAUUCACUGUCCCUUGUCUUGGAUCAAUGAGAAUGGAAGUAGCUAUUGAGUUUUAUACUCAAGCUUCAUUGUUAUUAAAAUGAGCUCUUUAUUACUGGAUUUUAGGUGGGAAACUGAGCUUUUCACCUUCUGAAUUCCAUUAGCUAAGCCGGAAAAUUUACCAGUAAUUUUUCACGGAUUGGAGACUUAGUGACUGGUAUCGACGACUACUAUGCGCCAUUUCGACAGACGGAGUUCACAUUCGAUUUGGUAUGAGAAGUCGGAAACUGAUUUACUCUUAGAGAGAUGCCUAUUCUUAACCGUCAUCUUUAUUUUUCAAGCGAAUUUCUGGUAAAAGAAUGCUUAAUGUAUCGAAUUUCCUGCAACUUUAAGUAUUUACCCUGAAGCUCUUUACUAAUUGUGAGGCUAUCAAGUAAGGGCAAAUUUCUUUGAAGGCCUACCCACUAGCUGCCGGAAAAACUCUUUGUCUGCUGACUUUACAGAGAACAUACAUUUUCCGGAGAGUACUAGUAAUUUUCGGGUCGGAAUAUUGAUUUUUACGACGAGGAGUAUCAGUACCCGGGCGAGGUUGGUAAAGUGACAGAUAGGUUUAAGCCUGAUUUUGACUUCAUAUUUGGUUGUCUUAUAUUGUGGUAUGGGGCCUCAAUCUAUGAAGAGAUAUUAUUGUGGGCUCUGUUUGGUGGCAAUGGCUUUGUUUUUUUGUCAUCUGUUUUCUCCCGAAAAUGGCUUGUCUUACCCAUGGAGUAAAAUUCUUAGUCAAACUCUGGUCGAUACAUUGAGGAAUUCCAGUUCUCGUGAACUUCUCACGCUAGCUGAAGAGACGGAUCGAAUCGGUGACUCGUGUUCGAGAGAUGACAUCGAGGUGUAUCAAGGCGACACACGACCUUUACCAAAUGGUAUCCCCACUUAUACAGUCCAAAUCCUUAACGUUUGCUUGAGAAGUAACUGUGAUAUCUCAGCCAUCCAUCUUCGUUGUGGAUGGUUCAGCUCGGCUCGCAUGAUCAACCCCAAGAUUUUUCGACGACUGGGAUUCAACGAUUGCCUGGUUAAUGAUGGUCGUCCUCUUAGAUCAGGAGGAAGCCUCUCUUUUCAGUACGCCAACAGCUUCCGUUACCCCCUCUCCGUCUCCUCUGUUAUAUGUUCUCAAUAGUUUUCUUUUGUUUUUAAUUUUUAAUUUUGUA
Molecule: messenger RNA, 1256 nt
Organism: Amborella trichopoda
Lineage: Eukaryota; Viridiplantae; Streptophyta; Magnoliopsida; Amborellales; Amborellaceae
Product: TPD1 protein homolog 1
Biological process (GO): cell fate determination
Source: RefSeq, a predicted model, not a curated record